CCUGCUGCAUUUCCCUUGGUUUUAGGAGCUGAGUGACCAAGCGGGAUCAGAGUUUGAGAACUCUGACGUCAGAUGGGUCAUCACAGUGCCCGCCAUUUGGAAACAGCCCGCCAAGCAGUUCAUGAGACAAGCUGCCUAUCAGGCAGGCCUGGCCUCCCCGGACAACUCGGAGCAGCUCAUCAUUGCCUUGGAGCCCGAGGCGGCCUCCAUCUACUGCCGGAAGCUGCGGCUGCACCAGAUGAUCGAGCUGAGCAGCAAGGCCGCGGUCAACGGGUACAGCUCCAGUGACACAGUGGGAGCCGGGUUUGCACAGGCUAAGGAGCACAUACGGCGUAAUCGGCAGAGUCGGACCUUUUUGGUGGAGAAUGUCAUAGGAGAGAUCUGGUCCGAGCUGGAGGAAGGUGACAAGUACGUGGUUGUGGACAGUGGCGGUGGCACCGUCGACCUGACUGUCCAUCAGAUACGGCUACCGGAGGGACACCUUAAAGAACUGUAUAAAGCAACAGGUGGACCCUACGGAUCCUUAGGAGUAGAUUAUGAAUUUGAAAAACUUCUGUGUAAAAUAUUUGGAGAGGAUUUUAUCGAACAAUUCAAAAUCAAGCGUCCCGCGGCCUGGGUUGACUUAAUGAUUGCAUUUGAGUCUCGUAAGAGGGCGGCUGCCCCAGACCGAACUAACCCACUGAACAUCACCCUGCCCUUCUCCUUCAUCGACUACUACAAGAAGUUCCGUGGCCACAGCGUGGAGCACGCCUUGAGGAAGAGCAACGUGGAUUUUGUGAAGUGGUCCUCGCAGGGGAUGCUGAGGAUGAGUCCGGAUGCCAUGAAUGCCCUUUUCAAGCCAACCAUUGACAGCAUCAUUGAGCAUCUCCGGGACCUGUUUCAGAAGCCCGAAGUGUCCACGGUCAAGUUCCUCUUCCUGGUGGGAGGCUUUGCGGAGGCGCCCCUGCUGCAGCAGGCGGUGCAGGCUGCCUUCGGGGACAAGUGUCGCAUCAUCAUCCCCCAGGACGUAGGCCUCACCAUCCUCAAGGGCGCCGUCCUCUUCGGCCUGGACCCCGCCGUCAUCAAGGUGCGCCGGUCGCCCCUCACCUACGGGGUGGGCGUGCUGAACCGCUACGUGGAAGGCAAGCACCCCCCCGAGAAGCUGCUGGUGAAGGACGGCACUCGCUGGUGCACCGAUGUCUUCGACAAGUUCAUCUCGGCCGACCAGUCGGUGGCCCUGGGGGAGCUCGUCAAGCGUAGCUACACCCCGGCCAAGCCUUCCCAGCUGGUCAUCGUCAUCAACAUCUAUAGCUCCGAGCACGACGACGUGAGCUUCAUCACCGACCCGGGGGUAAAGAAGUGCGGUACCCUCCGCCUGGAUCUCACAGGGACCAGCGGCACAGCCGUGCCCCCCCGGAGGGAGAUCCAGACCCUCAUGCAGUUCGGGGACACAGAGAUCAAGGCCACAGCCAUCGAUAUAGCCACCUCGAAGAGUGUCAAGGUUGGGAUUGACUUCUUAAAUUACUAACGGGCCCUCCCGCCGCCUGCCCCGCCCUUGGACCCGGCUCACCUGCAUCUGCUGACCUCAACCCUGACUGUUCUUUCCCUGUCCUCGACCCUCAGCAUCGCCCACCUGGAUUUCAGCAGGGAAGAUGGGAACCACCAGGGCUGGAAAUAAUCAGGGGUUUUCGAGGGCACACUGGAGUCAGAACAACUGUCGGAAAUCGAGACUGAGGUUUGGGAAUAAGAAAUCCGAGGAUCCUGGGAGAGCAGCUCGUUUUUAUGGGUACAAAGUGGUGAAACCCACACCCGUCAAGGGAAUCGGUCCACUUCUGCAGCUGCGACUCAGCUUGCUUUGAACGCAUCUCCGGUAAGCAGGACUCAGGAUGCCUUGUCGCUGUCUUUCUAGGUUGGAUGUGAGAUCUCUGCGUCAGGAGGAGAUUCUUCAUCUAUUUGAGACGUUUCUUUGUACGUUUCUUGGGGGAUGGCAGUCAAUAUAAAAUACCACCCAUCUGCAGUUAAUUUCUUGUCAUCACCAUGUGAUUGAAUGUGGUGAUUCAGCAGGAGCUUGGAGCAUUUUUAGCUGGUAGGAGAAGACUGCCCACGCGGGGCACUAUUUUAGGUUCUCGUAAUUUGAAUUCUGAAUAGGUUCAGUGAGGAGUAACGAUAGCCAGCUAAUCGGCUAGGAUUUGAGUGAGUGGGAGGACAGACACCUUAACUUUUCAGCAGGUGAAGACUUGCUUUGAGGGAAAUGGACAUUAAGGCACUGCUGACUUCUGCCGAAUCAUAUGCUGCGACAUCGUUCCCCGGAUACCAGAUCCUGACUCCUGGGUUCAUAAGUGAUUCGAGUUAACCUUAGUAGACUUCAGGUGUCAGGAAAGGAGCCUGCAGUCUGCGUUGUUCACAUCAGCAAGCCCAGGAUCUGGAACGGCUCCACACCUCGACAAGCGUACAUGUUUUAAACUAACUCCCUCCUCGCCGUCAUCUCC
This is a messenger RNA of Herpailurus yagouaroundi (jaguarundi), 2468 nucleotides long. Its product is annotated as heat shock 70 kDa protein 12A-like. The transcript has 7 exons. The coding region runs from base 122 to 1507 and encodes 461 amino acids. NCBI's taxonomy places the organism in Eukaryota, Metazoa, Chordata, Mammalia, Carnivora, Felidae. The record is from RefSeq and is a predicted model, not a curated record.